CCAAUUGGACUACCACUGUCCUUCUGUCAAGUCAAACCAUUAAUCACCCACUGCCGUGGAUGUACCUGCCUAGGCCUGUAACAACGUAGAAACGAGCUUAGCCUCGUUUAGCAACCGCGCAAGGUACCAUGGAAAGCGGGGACGCCAAGUCCCUCGGUUUGGGGAGCUAACGGCGGCGAAAGCAAGGUCGGAGAGGGAUGGGAUCGUCUUCCCGGCGGGAGGGAAAGGAAUUGCACUCUGCACAUGCUCAGCUGCCCGAGGCGGCCCCCCGGAGGCGCUUGCAAGCGGCAGGCCAAGUAAGGAAGGCGGCGGGGCGUCUCCAUCUCUCUCUCUCCCUCCCUUGGUUUGGGCGGCCGCUGCGUCCCUGCUCUGCCAGACGGCGGUAGCACCAGCUGCAGCCGCUGGGCGCUCCAGAGGGGCCCGCUUUUCCGCCGCUCGCCCGCUUCGGUUCUCCUUCCAACAAUGGACCUGAUCGGGGCGCUGGAUCUGGGGGAUUUGGCGGCCGCUUUCGCCCGCCUGCCCGUCUUCCCUAUCUUCGACUUGGGCUACUUCGUAGUCUCCCUUCUCUACCUCAAGUAUGAGAAAGGUGCGGUGGAAAUGUCCCGGAACAGCCCCCUGGCCUCUUGGGUCUGUGCUAUGCUGUAUUGCUUUGGUAGCUAUAUCCUUGCUGAUCUCCUGCUCGGAGAAUCCCCUAUUGAUUACUUCAGCAACAACUCCAACAUACUUCUGGCCACAGGUGUCUGGUACCUAAUCUUCUAUUGCCCGUUCAAUUUAUUUUACAAGUGUGUCAGCUUUCUGCCUGUCAAACUGAUUUUUGUGGCGAUGAAAGAGGUAGUCAGAGUUCGCAAGAUUGCUGCUGGUGUUCAUCAUGCUCACCACCAUUACCACCAUGGUUGGUUCAUUAUGAUCAUCAUUGGAUUUGUCAAAGGUUCUGGAGUUGCCUUGAUGUCCAACUUUGAGCAAUUGCUGCGUGGCAUCUGGAAGCCAGAAACAAAUGAGUUCCUUCAUAUGACCUUUCCAUCCAAAGCCAGUCUGUAUGGAGCACUGCUCUUUACUCUUCAGCAAACCCAGUGGCUUCCCAUCUCCAAAGCUACCCUUAUCUUCUUCUUCACUAUUUUUAUGAUCAUCUGCAAGGUGUUCCUGACAGCAACUCACUCCCAUGCCUCCCCAUUUGCCCCUCUGGAAAAUGUGGUGUGUCCCAUCCUCUUUGGCUCUGCAUCUGCCAGUCAUGAUAAUCACCACCACCACCACCACCAUCAUGGAGGCUUGCAGGAGCCAUCCCUUCCGUCGCCACCUCAGAUGCCAGCCAAAUCAAGGGAGGAGCUCAACGAAGGAACUCGGAAACGGAAAGCCAAGAAAGUAGAAUGAGCUUCAAGAAGACUGGCGGAUCCAUCUGAAGCACCGCAACUUUGCUGCAAACCUUGUGGGACCCGUGGCCUUCCAAAGACAUGGUUGGAGGAAGCUCCUGGAAAGACCAGUCCUCUUCUUCUGGCCCCUGCCAUGGUUUUCCUGCCCUGUCACCUGUGAGGCGCAGAACUAUUGUCCGAAUGGACCUUUCGUUACAGAUUCUAGCUCAACCUCUCCUCUCCUCUUGGUCUCCUCCCCUUCCUAAGCCGCACCAGGGGAAAAGCUGGGGUGUGUUUUGGUGUCUCCUCCAUAUGGCAGAGAGAGAGAGAGAGCUUCUUACCCUGCAAAACUACCCAGGGAUCUUCAACCCAGGCCAUCAUUAACAGUACCCUAAGGCCAUUGAUACUUUUCAAGGGCAGAGAAGCGUUGCAGAUGGAGUGACUGGCAUUUCACUCUCUACAUCAAUACUUUGGAUGUCUUACUUGGUUGCCAUUUGUAUAAAGGCCUUGAGCAUAGGAGAAGACCAUUGCUGCUGUUGCUACUGCUGCUCUUUGGGCUGUUGAUAUUUGUGUAUGUGUGUUAGCAUGUUGCCAUUUGUAUAUACCUCUCCAAAGUUUGAUGAGUUUUGCUGUAGGAAAGGAAACCAAAGCAACUACUGAGUGUUUCAAUCCUAGCCACUUUGCCAAACACUGUGAGACAUGCAUGUAAAUUAUUUAUUGAUUGAUGCUCCUUCCCCGGGGAUAAUUAUUUAUUGUUGCCAAGGAUUUUAAGCAGUUUGCUUCCUCUUACCAUGUCUCUUCUGCAAACAGUUGGGUUGUUUCUAAUGAACUGAUUUGGAUUCUGUGGUUGUUUUCCUCCUUCGAUUAAGAGAUGAUAAGAGUGAGGGGCUAUUAUUGGCAGAGGGGAGAAUUAGCUUCCAGCAGCUACGUAAGCCUGUAGGAUGCCUAAAGAAUUCGUGCAUAUGAAUUAUGGUUUAUUUACAGAUUUUGUCUAGGAAGUCAAAGCUAGUCUGUACGAAUAAUGGAGCCAUGGUGAGCAGUGGUUAGAGUGCAGCACUGCAGGCUA
Molecule: messenger RNA, 2412 nt
Organism: Thamnophis elegans (Western terrestrial garter snake)
Lineage: Eukaryota; Metazoa; Chordata; Lepidosauria; Squamata; Natricidae
Gene: TMEM38A
Product: transmembrane protein 38A
Exons: 6
Coding region: 463-1368 (301 amino acids)
Biological process (GO): potassium ion transmembrane transport
Cellular component (GO): membrane
Molecular function (GO): identical protein binding; potassium channel activity
Source: RefSeq, a predicted model, not a curated record